AUGUCGGUGAGACCUAUUGAUACGGUGGCGGAAGUGGAGAGCUCCGAAGAGACUGAGCUCGAGAUGGAGGAGCGGGAGGAUAGUGAAGAGGACGUGGGGACGACGGACGGACGGGUUGUGGACCGGCGUGCGGACGAAGCAGCUGCUGGACUCGCGACCGGUCAAUGGGACGAUAUCGAGGCAACGUCGGACGCGGUUUCGGUAUCAGAGACUUUGGAAAUGACGCGGGACACGACAAGUGCUACUGCUGGUGCUACAGCGACUGCUGUUGUCGGUGGCGACGACGUGUGUGUCGAUGAACUCGUUGGUGGUGUGCUGAAACAAGUCGGUGCUGUCGAAGGUGCUGCUGACCAAAGUCCGGGUGACGAAGGGCAGGAGGUGGUGGGUACAGAGCUUGAGGAAGAAGCUGCUUCGGUUGCAGCAGACGACAGUGUCGCGACGCCUGCCACGGACGCCAAUGUGACGGCACUUGCUGCUGUGAGCGAGUGCGAGGAAGGAGAAGACGAGAGCGUGCAGUUCAGCAAUGAGUUUGAGGUCGACACGAGGCCGAUCAGUGCUGUGUCGAUGCUCAUCAGCCGCUUUGAGAGCCUCGCAAGACGCAAUGCUGAAGAUGCAGUGAGUGCGCGGACGUAUUCGGUUCGUGAUGCACGUGAUUUUGAUGUCUCAGUGCUUCCCACGCCGCCUUCGACGUGGUCCCGUAGAAGUGCUUUGUGGACUGCAGCAAAGGCGAAAGCGCAUUCGACGCAGUCACAACUCGAGGACACAGCCAAGGAGAGUCCAGAGACGGAGAUGGAGGACGCAGAUGCAGCGCUCGAUGAGGCUGUUGCAUCCGAGAAGACACUCGAGGACGCACCGGCUGAAGCAGUAGCUGCUGAGGUACUUGCCACAACGGAGACGGAGGACGCAGAUGUAGCGCUCGAUGAGGCUGUUGCAUCCGAGGAGACACUCGAGGACGCACCGGCUGAAGCAGUAGCUGCUGAGGCACCUGUUACAACGGAUACGGAGGACGCUAGGACAAUGAACGAGACGGACGAGUGCGCUCAAGAGGACAGUGUGAUCGCUACUGCGGACGCUGAUGGUGGUACGUCUGCUCAAGUUUUUGUGCCGGAAGCCUCUUCUAGCGAGACGGUUGUGAAGGAAUGGACUGUCGAGGCAGAAGAUGUCGUGGACACAGCGGACGCGAUCGAGGAACCUCCGGUUGCAUUAGGUGAGUCAGUCGUACCAGAGUUGAUUGAGGACUCGACGGACGUCGUCAAGCAAACGUGUGCCGCCCAAGACGACAAGACUGGGACCGCUACCACGUCAAAGGUCAAGACUGUCAGGUUUACUGACAGUACAAACCCGGGAGAAGCUGAUGCAACAGAUGCUGGAGCUACUGAGGCUGAUGAAGCUGUCGAAGAGACUUCGACCGUUGUCGAUAUUACUGAUGAGGUCGCAGAAGACGGUGUCGAAGAGUGCAUGACAGAAGAGGUGACCAGCUAUGACGAAGCGACUGACGCGUCGAGUUUGCCCGUCAACGGACUCGAAGCUGACGCGGUGGCACACGGUCCUGCCCAGGCUUUCCACGGAGUCGACGAAGAUGCUGUGCCAGCUGUGGUGCUGUUGAUUGAGCGAAUCGAAGCUGCUGUCGCUGACGCCGAUGCCUCUUCGCCGAUGAAGAAACGAGUUGAAGAGCCAUCGAGCGACUCGGCGGCGUCGGUAGUGAAGGAGAUGCCUUCUGUCUUCGAAGAGACCGGGAAGGAGGAGGUGCUUUGCGUUGACAAUGAGGCUGAGCAUUCGACGGCCGAUGGCGACUGCGUCAAGGACAAGUCCAAUUUGAUCGAGAGGAGGACGCCUGAGGUUGUACGAGAAGCUCCAAGUGUGCAGGCGAAAGAUAGUGCCGUGGCGAGUGAAGCCACUGCAAAGGUUCUGGUGGGGGCAGCAGGUGCAAGUCACUUGACAAGAUCAGUUGCGGAUGACAUGACGAUCGUAGAGACGACACCGGAGCGCAACUCUUCGCAAACGAGUGCCUACGAUCACCUGACGUACGAGAUCCUCGGCGUGACGCGUGCGAACAAAGUGAUGAUGUACCACAUUUACGCGAUCCACCGCGUGACGGGCGAGCGCGUGACGUCUGUUCCGAAGCGCUACUCCGACUUCAAACUGCUGGACGAACAGCUCCGAGCAAUGGAUCUGCCAAGUGCAUGUGGUUUGCCAGAGCUGCCAACGCCCACGGUCCGCAGCUUUUUGCGUGGCCGUCGCAGCAAAAAGACGAUCGAGAUCCGCGAGAGAGCGUUUGGAGGCUUUUUGCAUUACGUGCAAGAACAUGCCGAUCUGCAUGAGAGUGUCGCGUUUCAGCAGUUUAUCGCGGCGAACUAG
Messenger RNA from Hyaloperonospora brassicae, 2358 nucleotides. The record is from the annotation of a GenBank genome assembly. NCBI's taxonomy places the organism in Eukaryota, Oomycota, Peronosporomycetes, Peronosporales, Peronosporaceae.